AUUUACGCACGUGCCUAUAGUUGGAGACGGUGUCACCGGCCUUUCUAUCUUUCUCUACGGGGAAAUCUUCUCAGUCUUCGUCGGCGCGGUCGUACAUGCUUUCGGGUUCCUUCUCCGGUUCAAUAUAGCGAAUUUGAGGUUGUGUUCCGCUAUUUGUACACGUUUUCGCCGGUUUAGAAUUCUCACAGUUAUAAGGGCGUUUGUUUUGUUAUCUUCAUUAUAAGCUUUGGUGCGGGAGAAGUGCUACCUGAUGGUGGAAAUCUUGUAACAUUUUUGGGUUAUGUGAAGAAUAGAGGAGAUGAAGCUACAGGCACAUAUUCCGGGUCAGAUAUCGGGUCAGGUACCUAAUCAAGCAGGAUCUCAGUUACCUGGACUGACCCAAUUGAAUGGGAAUGUUCCUCCUCAGAUGCCAAUUAUGGGUGGUGUUCCGCGUCCAACAAUUAAUAUGGACCCUGAAUUACUUAGAGCACGAUCGUUUAUUCAAGAGAAGAUAUAUGAUAUGUUAUUGCAACGACAACAGCAUCCAGUUACAGAAGUACAUAGAAGGAAAGUUAAGGAUCUUGCAAAACGCUUGGAGGAGGGCAUGUUAAAAGCUGCUCUCUCUAAGGAGGACUACAUGAACUUGGAAACUCUAGAGAGUCGUUUAUCUAAUUUCCUAAGAAGAGCACACAUGAAUAAUCACAACCAACAGUAUCAACAGCUUGUUACCUCUGCUCCAAUUGGUACAAUGAUACCAACUCCUGGUAUGUCCCAAGUUCCUAAUUCUAGCAUGCUGGUUCCCUCUUCUAUGGAUGCUUCAGUGAUUUCUACCAGUGGCUGCAAUAGCAUAGGAUCAACAUCUUUCAAUGGUGUAAGCAUGUUACCAUCUGGUGGUAUGCUUGGAAGUUCUGUAAAUCGAUCUGAUGGUUUGUCCAAUGGUUAUCAGCAGUCUUCAUCCAGCUUUUCUGUUGGGUCAGGGGGGAAUAUGUCAGCAAUGGGGGUGCAGAGAAUUGCUAGCCAAAUGAUUCCCACUCCUGGUUUUAGUGUCAGCAGUAAUAAUUCACACAUGAAUAUAGAUUCUUCCACUACUGGCAGUUCCUUUUCUGGUGUAGAGUCUACAAUGGUAUCGCAGCCAUCACUGCAGCAGACGAAGCAGCAUGGGCAAAAUAGUCAUGUUUUGCAGAACAUUGGCAGCCAAAUGGGUAGUGGAAUGAGAUCUGCUUUACUGCAAAAAUCAUUUGGGAACUCAAAUGGUGCUGUAAAUAGUGGACUUGGCUUGAUUGGAAACAAUAUGCAACUUGCAAAUGAACCUGGAACUACUGAUGGUUAUGCGCCAACCUACGUUAAUUCCCCUAAACACUUACAGCAGCACUUCGAUCAAAAUCAGCAACCAGUUGUUCAGGGUGAUGGAUAUGGAUUGAAUAAUGUUGACACGUUCGCUUCUGGAAAUUUUUAUGCAUCUGCAACAACCUCUGGGUCCAUGAUUAAUGCUCAGAACACAAAUUCAGUAAAAUUGCCAUCAAUACCCAAAACUAGUUCAUUGAUAAGUGGUCACUCAAAUUUGCAUGGUAUCCAGCAGGCUGCUCAUAUAAAGUCUCAAGCAAUUAAUCAACUGGAAAAGUUGAGUUUCCAGUCUUCAUUGUCUUCACGAGAUGGACUUCUGCAUUCGCAACAGCAACAUCAGCAAAGGCCCCAACAAUAUCAACAGCCAGACCAGUAUGCACAGCAGCAAUGCCAAUUGAAGAUGCAAAAUCAGCAACCUCAGCAUAUGGUGAACAACGAUACUUGCAGUCAGUCUCAACUGUCUUCUCAUCUAGAGAACCGAGUGAAGCCUGAGCCGGGGGUUGAACACCAUAAGGAAGUACUCAGCUCUCAUGUUCCUGAACAGUUUCAUUUGGCUGAGAUGCAGAGUCAUUUCCACCAGAACUCAGCUGAAGAUUGCUCUAGGAGUGAUCAACAUCUUGCAUAUCCAUCUGGUGUACAUGACUUAGCCUCGUCAACACCUCAAAAUUCACAACAAAUGUUGCACAUGCACCAAUUGGUUGCAGAGCCUCAGAAUAAUCUUAACUGUCUUACGGUUGGGCUGCAAUCCAAAUCUUUAGUUCUAAAUCAAUGGCCUCAGUCACAAGAUAGUAACCAUAUGCCUGCGAAUAUUUCACAUGAGCAGCAUGUCCACAGGGAUUUCCACCAAAGAAUAUCAGUGCAGGGUGAAGCUCAGUGCAAUAAUUUAUCUUCAGAUGGAUCGAUUAUUGGUCAAGCAGUUGCUCCUAGAGCUUCAGUUGAUCUGAUAGACUCUGGAAGUGGGGUCAAAAAGGAACACAGGAAUCAGCAGAGGUGGCUUUUAUUUCUACUUCAUGCCCGACGGUGUCCUGCCCCUGAAGGACAGUGCCCAGAACGCUUUUGUUCUAAUGCACAGAAGUUAUGUAAGCACAUAGAUGGUUGUAACAAGGUUCAUUGUUCAUAUGCUCGGUGUCAUCAUACCAGGCUUUUGAUUCGUCAUUACAUGAACUGCAAGGAUCCUUGUUGCCCUGUUUGUGUUUUCGUAAGAAAUUAUCGACGUGCAGUGCAACUUAAGUCUCAGAUUCGGUCAGAGCAUGAAUCAAGUUUGCCAAUUACAGCAAACGGGUCCUGUAAAACAUAUAAUACUGUGGCCCCGUUGGCUAGAUUGAUCUCAAAGCCUCCAUUAGCUGCUGAAACUUCAGAAGAUCUACAUCCAUCUCUAAAACGUAUAAAGACUGAGCAUUGCACCAUGCAAUCCAUGAAUCCUGAAAAUGACAAUUCUUCAUCCAUUUCUGCAAAUUGUGAAUCUCUUAUUUCCAGGGAUGCACAGUCCCUGGCCUAUCCAAAUGCUGAGAAAUCUAUCUCAAUUAAGUCUGAGAUUGCUGAAGUUAAGGCUGAAGCUUCAGCACAUUUGGUACAUGAAAAGCUUAGUGAGAUGAAAAUGGAUAGCAAUCGUUCAGAUAAUAAAACGUUGGGUGGUGAACCUGCCAAAUAUGAUGAACCUGCUAAUUUAUGUAGGUCAGAACAUGUUAAAACUGAGAAAGAAAGUGCACAAGAUAAGCAAGAAAAUGUGAUGCAGCCAUCUGAAAAUGCAGCUGGAACCAAGUCUGGCAAGCCAAAAAUAAAGGGUGUCUCGUUAACUGAACUAUUUACGCCUGAGCAAGUCAGGGAACAUAUCACUGGCCUAAGGCAAUGGGUUGGUCAAAGCAAAUCAAAAGCAGAGAAGAACCAAGCAAUGGAGCAUUCGAUGAGUGAGAAUUCUUGUCAGUUGUGUGCUGUAGAGAAGCUUACUUUUGAACCCCCACCAAUCUAUUGUACAACCUGUGGUGUUCGUAUUAAACGAAACAAUAUGUAUUAUACCACGGGGGCUGGUGAUACACGGCAUUAUUUUUGUAUUCCAUGCUAUAAUGAUGCUCGUUCAGAGAACAUUAACGUUGACGGGACUCCAAUUCCGAAGUCAAGAUUGGAAAAGAAGAAGAAUGAUGAAGAAACUGAGGAAUGGUGGGUUCAAUGUGAUAAAUGUGAAGCCUGGCAACAUCAAAUUUGUGCCUUAUUUAACGGAAGAAGAAAUGACGGUGGACAAGCUGAAUACACUUGCCCUAACUGCUAUAUUCAAGAGGUAGAAAGAGGAGAGCGCAAGCCUUUACCCCAAAGUGCUGUUCUUGGAGCCAAAGAUUUGCCGCGAACCAUUCUCAGUGACCACAUAGAACAGCGAUUAUUUAAAAGACUAAAGCAAGAAAGGCAGGAGAGGGCAAGGCUUCAUGGAAAAUCUUAUGAAGAGGUUCCAGGAGCUGAAUCGCUUGUUAUAAGAGUUGUGUCAUCUGUUGACAAGAAGUUAGAAGUGAAACAGCGAUUUUUGGAGAUUUUUCAGGAAGAAAAUUAUCCAACAGAAUUCCCAUAUAAAUCCAAGGUAAUUUUGCUGUUUCAAAAGAUUGAAGGUGUGGAAGUCUGCCUAUUUGGCAUGUAUGUCCAAGAAUUUGGAUCUGAAUGUCAGUUGCCCAACCAGCGCCGAGUGUAUCUUUCAUAUCUUGACUCUGUGAAGUAUUUUAGGCCUGAGGUUAAGGCCGUAACUGGAGAGGCUCUUCGGACAUUUGUUUACCAUGAAAUUCUGAUUGGAUACCUUGAAUAUUGCAAGAAACGUGGUUUUACAAGCUGCUAUAUAUGGGCAUGUCCACCAUUGAAGGGUGAAGACUAUAUUUUAUAUUGCCAUCCAGAAAUUCAGAAAACACCAAAAUCUGAUAAGCUUAGGGAAUGGUAUCUGUCCAUGCUGAGAAAAGCUAUCAAGGAGAAUAUUGUGGUUGAUCUCACCAACUUAUAUGAUCAUUUCUUUGUAUCUACUGGUGAAUCUAGGGCUAAGGUUACAGCUGCCAGACUCCCAUAUUUUGAUGGUGACUACUGGCCUGGGGCUGCUGAGGAUUUGAUUUAUCAGCUUCGCCAAGAGGAAGAUGGAAGGAAACAAAAUAAGAAAGGAACAACUAAAAAAACUAUAACAAAAAGGGCCUUAAAAGCAUCUGGUCAGUCAGAUCUCUCUGGCAAUGCCUCGAAAGAUCUGCUUCUCAUGCACAAACUUGGUGAAACCAUUUGCCCAAUGAAGGAGGAUUUUAUCAUGGUUCAUCUACAGCAUGCAUGCAGUCAUUGUUGUAUUCUAAUGGUGUCUGGCAACCGUUGGGUUUGCAACCAGUGCAAGAAUUUUCAGAUUUGUGAUAGGUGCUAUGAAGUGGAAUUAAAACGUGAAGAGAGAGAAAGGCAUCCUAUUAAUCAGAGGGAGAAACAUACCCUUUAUCCAAUUGAAAUCAAUGAUGUUCCAGUUGAUACAAAGGACAAAGAUGAUAUUCUCGAGAGUGAAUUCUUUGAUACUAGACAAGCAUUUCUCAGUCUCUGCCAGGGAAAUCAUUAUCAAUAUGAUACACUUAGGCGAGCCAAGCAUUCAUCAAUGAUGGUUCUAUAUCAUCUUCAUAAUCCAACCGCUCCUGCAUUUGUGACUACCUGUAAUAUAUGCUAUCUCGACAUAGAAACUGGCCAAGGGUGGCGCUGUGAGGUUUGCCCCGAGUAUGAUGUAUGUAAUGCUUGUUAUCAAAAGGAUGGAGGCAUUGACCAUCCCCAUAAGUUGACAAAUCAUCCAUCAAUGGCAGAUCGUGAUGCUCAGAACAAAGAAGCAAGGCAGCUUCGAGUAUUGCAGCUACGGAAAAUGCUUGAUCUACUUGUGCAUGCAUCCCAAUGUCGUUCCGCACAUUGCCAAUAUCCAAAUUGCCGCAAAGUAAAGGGGCUUUUCCGCCACGGGAUGCACUGCAAAACACGAGCUUCUGGAGGUUGUGUUCUUUGUAAGAAAAUGUGGUAUUUGCUUCAACUCCAUGCUCGUGCUUGCAAGGAAUCGGAAUGCCACGUGCCGCGUUGCAGGGAUUUGAAAGAGCAUUUAAGGAGAUUGCAGCAACAGUCUGAUUCACGGCGUAGGGCUGCUGUAAUGGAGAUGAUGAGGCAAAGAGCUGCAGAAGUUGCCAACAACGCUGGAUGAGCAAUUUGUUAUGUAGAUACGAAGGAUAAUGCUAAGUCCAAAUGGAGGUAGACAUUAGGUACACCGUACACCUAUGUUCUGACAGCGAUGAUUUCUUUUUGUGGGAAUACAUAGUGCAUCUUCUAUUGAUUGUUUGUAGUAUCCUUUAUUUAAAGCUUAAAAGUAAAUAGUUUAGUAUCUUUUAGCAUGUUUCGCAUUUAAUAAACAAUUAUUGCUGUUUGCUGGAUAGCAUCUGCAGAUCAGUUUCUUGUUAUUGAUUAUUAUUCCUCUAUGAUUUACCGCAAUGGAAGGUUUCAGUGUAUACAGUAGCCUGUCCAGAUCUUAUACAAUAUAUAAGGAAUUAAGGAUCGGUUCGAUUUGUAAAAAUACUUGAGCUUUUGAUGAUAUUAUUUUGUAAAACAUGACAUCUUUUCUUGUAAAUAUA
Molecule: messenger RNA, 5915 nt
Organism: Arachis duranensis
Lineage: Eukaryota; Viridiplantae; Streptophyta; Magnoliopsida; Fabales; Fabaceae
Product: histone acetyltransferase HAC1
Exons: 17
Coding region: 299-5491 (1730 amino acids)
Biological process (GO): positive regulation of transcription by RNA polymerase II
Cellular component (GO): histone acetyltransferase complex; transcription regulator complex
Molecular function (GO): chromatin DNA binding; transcription coactivator activity; histone acetyltransferase activity
Source: RefSeq, a predicted model, not a curated record